This is a messenger RNA of Lepisosteus oculatus (spotted gar), 3792 nucleotides long. It is a transcript of the gene egln3, whose product is annotated as egl-9 family hypoxia-inducible factor 3. Lineage: Eukaryota; Metazoa; Chordata; Actinopteri; Semionotiformes; Lepisosteidae. Gene Ontology annotation, cellular component: cytoplasm; nucleus. Gene Ontology annotation, biological process: peptidyl-proline hydroxylation to 4-hydroxy-L-proline; cellular response to hypoxia. The record is from RefSeq and is a predicted model, not a curated record. Gene Ontology annotation, molecular function: peptidyl-proline 4-dioxygenase activity; L-ascorbic acid binding; ferrous iron binding.
UGCCGCACGCUCUGCGGGCUCGCUGGUGUGGGACAUGUCGUGGUUUCGCCGGCGCCUGCACCCUUGCGGACAGCGGACAGCGCACAGGCAGCGGGCGAGCCGUGGGGCUCCGGCUACAUGCGCCCGGCGACCUCCCCAAUGGCGGAGGACACUCCCCGCGGCUGGGAUCGCGGGGAGAAAAAAAACAACAACACGCACAUGGUGUUGACCUCAUCACCAGGUUAUCAGCAGAAAUCAAAGGACGGUACCCCUGCGUUGUGAGGGGAAAACAAGGCGCUGGAGACUCGCAAGCUGUGAAGGUCCAGAUCUUGUGUGACCUGGAGUAGCAGCGUCACUUCGCCAUUAAUACAAACAUUGUAGCGGCUGGUGGACAGCCAAUAGGAGCACCUUCGCGCAUAUUCAAAGCACGGUCGGUCUCUGCACAGGGGGGGCUGCCUGUGUUUUGGGAUGGCCUCUGGGUUUCACUGAGAGCGCAGCGGGAGCGUUUGAAGACGCGCGGCCCCGCCUCCGGAGAGAGGUACCACACAUCACGCACGUCCCCGCUCCGACCCGCCUCGCCAAACACAGCCCCGCCGAGGACUUUAAAAGCAGGCAAGCAGGCAGGCAGGACAAAGUUCAGCACAUGUGUCUUGUUUGUCCUCCUGGGCUGCACGGUGACGUUUUUAUCAGCCUCAGUUAAGCACCGCCAAAGGAGUUGGAAGGUGUUUUUAGGGGCGAGCUCGUUUAUAUCGGCGAAUCGGACUGCGAUGAAAGUACUGUAGUUGCGUUGUUCUGCUGUUAUCUAGACUUCGGAUUUUAUUUUUAUUUUUUUGCGGCGGGGGGGAAGAUGCCUCUGCUACAGCAUAUUAUGGAACUGGAUCUAGAAAAGCUGGCUUUGGACCACAUCGUGCCGUGCCUGCUAGAUCAAGGCUUCUUUUAUCUGGACAACUUCCUCGGCGAAGUCGUGGGCGACUGUGUCCUGGAGCAGGUGAAGGAGAUGCACUCUUCGGACUUGUUGAAGGACGGGCAGCUGGCCGGCCGCCGGAGCGGCGUUUCUCGGAGGCACAUCAGGGGCGACAAGAUCGCCUGGGUCAGCGGAGCAGAAAAGGGCUGCGAAGCGAUCAGCUUCCUCCUCUCUUUCAUAGACAAACUCGUCACGCUUUGCGCCGGCAGGCUGGGGAAGAGCACCAUCAGGGAGCGAUCGAAGGCCAUGGUAGCCUGUUACCCAGGAAAUGGAACUGGGUAUGUGAAGCACGUAGACAAUCCCAAUGCGGAUGGACGUUGUGUGACCUGCAUUUACUACCUGAACAAGAACUGGGAUGCAAAGGAACAUGGUGGAAUACUGCGAAUAUUCCCUGAAGGAAAGUCUUAUGUAGCUGACAUAGAGCCAGUUUUUGACAGAUUACUAUUCUUCUGGUCAGACCGACGAAACCCUCAUGAAGUCCAGCCCUCGUACUCUACACGGUAUGCUAUCACUGUUUGGUAUUUUGAUUCUGAAGAACGAGCUGAAGCAAAAAGAAAAUUCAGAGAUCUGACAGCAUCUUCACAAGACAGGAACAUUCCCAAAUGAGGCAACUGAAUUACUGGCUGACAUUUGUAAGGAACGUGUACAUAUUCAUUAGAUCCAAAGAAAAAAGUAUUGGGUUGUUUUUUACACUACUGCACUGUUAACAUUUUUUUGCAUGUAUAUACGGCACUUAUGGUACAGGAAACAGCUAUCUAGGUAUGCAUUUUUUGCAAAGACAAAUUUAAUACAUAAACUGUCUGCUGGUCUUGAUUGAAUGGUAUUCUUGUCAUACUAGACUGAUGAUAUUUGCUAUCAAACUCUGAAAUACCUAAUUAGUUUAUCAUUUCGAAAAAAUGCAGAAAUUGAUGCCCCCGUUCCUUUUAAAUUGUGAUUUGGUAUGCACAGAGCAAAUUCUACAAACAAUUAAUUUCAACCAUUUUUUCAGCACAAGAAUAUUGUGGACACUGAUUGUAAUGAAAUAAGGAUUUAUAUAAAAAGACGAGAGAUUAGGAGAUGCAGUAAAUGUUUUGGAGACGGUGAAAAUCAAAUAAGCUCUGAAGAGAUUACUAUACAGUACAGAGAAAAGUUGCCUUAUUCCAGUCACUGGUUAUCAAUGUCUCAUCAGUCUGUGACAGGGAUCUCCAACCCUGCUCCUGGAAAGCCCUAAUCCACUUGUAGGUAGCAAUUAAAUCAGCAAUUUCUAAAGAUACGGAACAAUUCCAUGUUGUUCAACAGGUUAUUUAAAGAUAAUUUAGGCCUAGAAUUGAAUUAUUCUUCAGUCCUCAAAGACCAGAAUUCUCUAAAUUGAACACUUUUCUUCAGCAAAAGCUUAUAGGUGUAGCCAAUAACAAAACAGGUGACCUAUAAGACUUAACUAGAUUGGAGCUCUCCAGGACCAGGGUUGGAGACCCCUGAUAUAUGAGGUGGAUGCACAGAGUAUAAUGCAAUGGUGCCAGAAACUGUCCCUCACCCUGCUUCUUUUCAUACACACAUACACGCACAAGUCCUGUCUAAAUGACCUACCCCCAUAACAAAAAUAUAUUUAUUUGGAAGCUGUAACCAUUGCAUUACUUACUAGGAGCUGGGUUAAAAAUACCCUAGGCCAAACCCUGUGAGACCAUUGAUAAAUGUGUACUUAAUUUCUUUUUUUCUCCAGCUAAGGUCUUCAGGAAGCAUCAUGUUUGGUGGCGAGAUUUGCAGGCGACAGUUUUUGGCAUCUUAAAAAAGCUCUGUUGCAUGCACACAAUUCUAAAUUUUGGAAUCCCUUUGUAUAUACAUUUGCCUAAAAUGUGUUCUGCAAUUGUAUAGGAAUUCUGUUCAAAUCUUAAAGUGUAAUUUUUGUUUUGUAAAGCAUCAUUCUUAUUUUUUACCUUUUCCAUUUUUCUAACAUGAUAACCAUCAAAAUUAACUUUGGGGAAAUUGAACAAAUUAAUAUACGUAUAGUACAACCAUCCCUUGACAGGACCUGCAGUCUCAAAGCAUGCUGUGAAAUAGUGGCCAUUAGACAGGCACACCUUUCUAUGGAAGGGUUUUAAGAGUUUGUUUUUUUUAAGUUCAACUGAAGUCGUGGGCCUCCCACUGUGUCCUGGACAGAAACUGUUAAACAGUGGGAAAAUAAACAAGGGAAAGAGGGAGUUGGAUUCAGACAAAUGAAUGUUCGUUACUAGGCUCUUUAUUUAUAUUCUUUUGUAGAAUUACAAGCCAGACCAGCCCUGAACUUCCAUCUUGUAAAACCAAACUUGCUGCUUGACAAAUGCAUUGGCUGUUUAAUGUUCUUGAAGUACAGAAACGAGGAGAUGGGCAUUAGCUACUUUCCUUCGGUGUGAUCUGCCAGUAUCUGUUCUGCCUGCUGCUGUGUGUGCUGUAGCAGCACUGAUGAUAAUCACGCCCAGAGGAUGAGUCGGAUCUUCUGACCACGUGAACUGUGAUGAUGGGGUGCCGCGCUAUGUCCUGGACUUGUUUGUGCUUAAAAACAAUUGCGGUUUGCCACCUGAGGGACUCUAUUUAAUAUUAUACCCCGUCCAAUCAAAGCCAAGAUCAAUUUUAUGAUCAUGAGAUUUGUUGUUCCUUGUUAUGCUAAUGUAGAAAAUGGACUUCAAGAACUGUGUAUAGUGCAUUUCAGAUGUUUUUCUUAAAGACUUAAAUAUUGUACAAUACUGUGUUUAAUGGCAGCUUGCAUGCUGGUCAGCAAUGCUGGUGACACCUACAGGAUAUUGUUAUAACACUUGUUAAAAUACGUCUUUCUUUAUCAUAUACAGUAAGUGUUUUUAGAACAUCAUGAAAUAAAUGUUUUGCACAAACCGAUA